GCCUACGUCUUUUUCACAUGACAUGGUACAAUCCCCGGUGUACGGUUUUUUCUCUGUUCCCCUCGAUGCGGAGAGCUGUGCCUGUCUUCUGUUUCCUGUUUAGGUCUCGAUUGAGAAGCUGACCAUGGCGGCCACUGAGAUAGCACGGCAAGCGGGAGAAGGCGCACGCUCAGUCCCGCUGUCAGGCCAUGUGGGUUUUGACAGCAUGCCUGACCAGCUGGUCAACAAAUCUGUCAAUCAUGGCUUCUGCUUCAACAUCCUCUGUGUGGGGGAGACCGGUCUGGGGAAGUCCACUCUCAUGGACACCUUGUUCAACACCAAAUUCGAAGGGGAGCCCACACAGCACAACCAGCCCGGCGUCCAGCUCAAGUCCAAUACCUACGAGCUGCAGGAGAGCAACGUGCGCCUCAAGCUGACCGUGGUGAACACCGUGGGUUUCGGGGACCAGAUCAACAAAGAGGACAGCUAUAAAUCCAUUGUGGAGUUCAUUGACGCCCAGUUUGAGGCCUACCUCCAGGAGGAGCUGAAGAUCAAGCGCACACUGCACAGCUACCACGACACGCGCAUCCACGCCUGCCUCUACUUCAUCGCCCCCACGGGACACUCGCUCAAGUCCCUGGACCUGGUCACCAUGAAGAAACUGGACAGCAAGGUGAACAUCAUCCCCAUCAUCGCCAAAUCAGAUGCCAUCUCCAAGAGCGAGCUCACCAAGUUCAAGAUCAAAAUCACCAGCGAGCUGGUCAGCAACGGCGUGCAGAUCUACCAGUUCCCCACCGAUGACGAGACGGUCGCGGAGAUAAACUCCACCAUGAACAGCCAUUUGCCCUUUGCAGUCGUGGGCAGCACGGAGGAGGUGAAGAUCGGGAACAAGAUGGUGAAGGCACGGCAGUACCCCUGGGGCACGGUUCAGGUGGAGAACGAGAGCCACUGUGACUUUGUGAAGCUGAGGGAGAUGCUGAUCCGGGUGAACAUGGAGGACCUGCGGGAGCAGACGCACACCCGUCACUACGAGCUCUACCGCCGCUGCAAGCUGGAGGAGAUGGGCUUCAAGGACACCGACCCCGACAGCAAGCCCUUCAGUCUGCAGGAGACGUACGAGGCCAAGAGGAACGAGUUCAUGGGAGAGCUGCAGAAGAAGGAGGAGGAGAUGAGGCAGAUGUUUGUUCAGAGAGUGAAGGAGAAGGAAUCUGAACUGAAGGAGGCUGAGAAAGAGCUGCAUGAGAAGUUUGACCGUCUGAAAAAGCUGCACCAGGAUGAGAAGAAGAAGCUGGAGGACAAGAGAAAGGGCCUGGACGACGAGCUCAACGCCUUCAAGCAGAGGAAGACUGCUGCAGAGCUGCUGCAGUCCCAGGCACAGCAGGCAGGGGGCUCCACCACGCUUAAGAGAGAAAAGGAGAGGAAAAAUAAUCCCUGGCUCUGCACUGAGUAGUUGCUCCUCUACCAGGCUUUACUAAGGGACCAAGCCCUUGGCAUUGUGGGUAAUGUGACCCACUGCCCGAGGAAAGGGAGAGAGAGAGAGAGAGAAAGAGAUUGUGGACCUUGCCCCUGUGGGAUAGCGAUAAAUCUACACCGCACGCGUGCUUUGUGGAGGAUACUGUGUUAUCUGGAUAUAUUUAACCCACAGCACUAACAGUGUCGUCUGCCUAUUGUGUGACUAAAGCAUGUUUCUUGCUUAACUGUUUAUGUUUUCCCCCCUCAGAUAUCAAGGCACUUAAUUGCUGUGACCUCUCUCACCUUUCUGAAGUGAACUAAUAUGCUCCAUUCUACUGGCAGCUUCAGUGCGAUAGAGCUUUUGCUUUGUUGUUAUGCACUUAACUGUGGUGCUUCCCUACCAGGGCAAAUUUAAUUCCUUUUUGACAUACUUGCCAUUUACUAAGUCACCACUCUAUACGUAGAUUGAAUCGGUAACAUUCAGCUUUUGCCAAGAAAAUAUGAUCCAACUUGCCCUGGUAAAAGGGUAUUAAAAAGACUUACACUUGAGAGAACAUUUAAUCUCUUAAUUGUAUGCCAUUUUGCUCUGCUGUAUAUAAGCAGCUCAAACGGCAAGGCUACAGUGGCAUUGCAUAAUUUAAUUCUGAAUAUUUAAGUCUUUUCUUGAUCCAUCUACUUUAGUUGAGGCCAUUUAAAUGUGUUAAUUUUUGAGGACAGCUUACAUCCCUCUUAUCAGAAACAAUUGCUAAGCUACAUAAUUAAUUAUGUUUACACUAAUUCUAAAUGAUGUGAAGAUUUCUCCUGUUCCUCCAUAGUCUGUAGAAUAAUUAUUUAAAAUUAAAAUGCAACAUGGCUACCCCAUAGAGAAGCCAAAUACUGAAAUUUAGGGCAAAUAGCAUGUGAAGGGUUUCAUUUUGCCCUAUGCCCUCUGACCCUUGACCUUUCACAGGCGCUUUCACAGGCUGCUCUCUUUGGCUGCUUUGUUCCUUCUGGUAACCCGCACUUCUCUCUGUGUCUCCCUCUCUCUCUUCCCCCCCCUCCUCCUCCAGCUUCUUUUAAUCUGUCUCGGGCACCUGUAUGAAGAGGAGACUGCAGCUUCCACAAGAACUAGGCACCCGUUUCCUCUUCAUUCCUUCCUCAUUCUCAUCAGCCUUUUGAAUUUUCUUUUUAUAUUCAUCUCAUCCCCAAGCCCCACCCCUCGCUCCCAAACACCCUCUUCCCCUGUCAAGCACACACAUAUGUAGGCCUUACAUGGUAUUUUUUUCCAAUAAAUUAGAAAAGGAAAGAUGGUAAGAUCAGCAAAUCACCAGAGAAGGUGGAACCUUUAGAAGCUUGACCCUUCACCAUGUUCCUCUGUGUGAUUGUUAUGAUAUGUUAUGUGAGACUUUUACAUUUCAGUGAUCAUUCCCAUCAAGGAAGGCAUUUGCGGGGUGGAAUGAAAGACCUAGCCAGGUUUACCAUUUAUAUAAAAAAACUCCUAAACAAAUUACAUCUCUAAAUAGUAGACACUAAUCCUUGGGAGAAGCUCUUUGUCAAAACUAAGAGCUGCUCCCAGAGAGUUAUUUUUUUGAUAAGGAACUCCCUGUGCAACUCUUGUAAGAUUUCAAAUGUUUUAAUUGUUUUUUUCUCUAUACAACAUAAACAAAUUUGUCACAAUGGCACACAUGGUAAUGCUGUCUAAUUUGACCUCAAUGCCAUGUAUUCCCUCGUGAAGUUCAGAAAACAUAAUUUUGACCUACUAUAUAUUAAUUUAUAAAUUAAGAGUUAAUUCUAAAGUUUGCUAAUAUAGCAGCUAAUGCCUAAUGUCAGACAGCUAUUUUAUUUUAAACUUGCCCCAAUUUUUAUCAAAAGGCUGUGGUUUUAAACCAGGUCAAUAUUCUAACUGCGAUUUUUGCUAAAAAUCCAAAGACUGCUAUUAAAACAAUUUUAAAAGACUAGUAAAAGCAAAAAGGUAGUAUCUAAACAAAGAUUACUCUAGAUUGGUUUUGAUCAUACAUUUGUAGAAAUGGAAAUAGAUGGGGUUAGAUGGUACAUGUACGUUCUUUAGGAUUUAAAAAAUAUUUAAUUUUUGUUUUCCCUUUUUCGGCCACAAAAUAUAUUUUCCAAAUGCCAUGUAGGCCACAUACAGUGCCUCUGAUGCAUUGUGCUUUGUGUAUCUGCUGACUAAUCCAUAUUUUGCGUCUUCCAAGGUAUUUUGUUUUACCCUGAUUCUUGCAGUUAUUUUUAUUACCAGCAAUGUCGUUUUCUUUGGGAAUAUUUCAGUGCUACUUUCAGCUGUUCGAUAUUGAGUUCUUUACUCUUGUGAGGUCACUCCAUUUGUAACUUGUGCUUCAGUAAUACUUCUUACAAAUGGUCCAGCCCCAUUUGCCAAAUAGCAAAAUGAGUGCUAUCAUUUUUUUCAGUUAUAGAAUUGGUCAUAGUGCAUGACCUAAAUACCAGAUAAUAGGAAUACAUUUAUAUACAUGAUUUAUAAGGAUCUAUUUUGUGUAAUUAAUUAUGAAGUAUGAAGUGGAGACAUGUCUUAUGAUAACUGAUAGUGUUUAAAAAUCUUUUUCCCCCUUCCUAUGUAAAAUUUGUGGUGUCAUAAAGUUAGACAGCAUCGGUGUCCGUCAUGGCCCUUCCUGCCGAUGGCCUUGCCAUGCCUCAGAUUUACAUGUGAGAUAUUUUACUGUUGUAUUAUUCCAUUGGUGUCCAUUUUCAAUAAAAUGUUAAAAACAACAAAA
Anguilla rostrata (American eel) is the source of this 4154-nucleotide messenger RNA. RefSeq names its product septin 6 (gene septin6). Gene Ontology annotation, molecular function: GTPase activity; molecular adaptor activity; GTP binding. Bases 125 to 1429 code for a protein of 434 amino acids. Gene Ontology annotation, biological process: cytoskeleton-dependent cytokinesis; intracellular protein localization; cilium assembly. Lineage: Eukaryota; Metazoa; Chordata; Actinopteri; Anguilliformes; Anguillidae. The record is from RefSeq and is a predicted model, not a curated record. The transcript is spliced from 10 exons. Gene Ontology annotation, cellular component: microtubule cytoskeleton; septin ring; cell division site.